Messenger RNA from Penicillium macrosclerotiorum, 1251 nucleotides. RefSeq names its product putative C2H2 finger domain protein. Gene Ontology annotation, biological process: regulation of transcription by RNA polymerase II. Gene Ontology annotation, molecular function: DNA-binding transcription factor activity; RNA polymerase II cis-regulatory region sequence-specific DNA binding. Bases 1 to 1251 code for a protein of 416 amino acids. Lineage: Eukaryota; Fungi; Ascomycota; Eurotiomycetes; Eurotiales; Aspergillaceae. The transcript is spliced from 2 exons. The record is from RefSeq and is a predicted model, not a curated record.
AUGGGCCCGGCGCUGGAUGCGCUGGCCACACAGCCGUUGAACACCCGCCGCCCGGCCGCCCCGACGCUGCCCAGCUUUGAACUACCACCGCCGCCGUUUGGCCUCGUCGGCGCGGCCCCGAAGUACCCGGCCUACCCCAAUCACCCGCCAACCUCCCAUCCACCGACUAAUGUGAGCGUGGGGAACCUAUUGACGCCUCCCGCCACAAACCAGUCCGGGGAAACCUCGACAGUCUCCCACCAAUUGGCCCCGUCCUCCGCCGCGGACCUGCCCCAGACUUAUUGGACCAGCACCGGGACAACUCCAUACGGCGCCCCUUCGGCGCAGUGGGCAUCGGGAAUCAACCCUCCGUAUUCAGCCCGCAGUUCCUUCUCCCCCUCUGGGGUGGUAGGCCGAUCAGCGGCCGUCACGUCUCCUCCGACCACCGACGGGCUACCCCAGCCGUUCGAAGCUCCUCCCAUGGCUUCGUUCCAACAGGGCUUACCGGCACCACCCUCCACCAUCUCUCCCAGUGGUUCCCUCCCGGUCACCAUGGGUCUCUACCCAUCGGGUCAUGCCUCCUCACCGGCUCCCUUACCCUCGAAUGAUCCAUAUGCUCCGAAAGCUCACUCCCUUUACCACGCCUCGGCCCAUAUCGCCAAUCCGCACCAGACGGGAUACUCGACCAUGUAUGGCGGCCCGCACUCCAUGGGGUCCGCCGGGCUGGGAAUCCAUCCUACAGGUCGGAUGGGUCAGCAGAGUCCCGGCGGACAGCUGCCCUUGGCCUUCCCUCGCCAGCCGUGGCCCUCAUAUUCUCUCCCCGCGAUGAAUGGUCCUGUCAUGACGAAUGUCCAUAGCCCCAACAGCCCCAUGUCGGUCAUGGGCGGGAUGCAACCUGGUCUUUUACCCGGAUUCAAUAGCGGCCAUGUCGCCAAUGCCCAGCAUUUAUAUGGCGCCCACCCACCUCCUCAUGGCCUUCCCCCACCUGCAGCUGACCGACCGUUCAAGUGUGACCAGUGUCCUCAGAGUUUCAACCGGAAUCAUGAUUUGAAGCGCCAUAAACGGAUUCACCUGGCGGUGAAACCGUUUCCAUGCGCUCAUUGCGAUAAGAGCUUUUCACGCAAAGAUGCUCUGAAGCGACACAUCCUGGUCAAAGGCUGUGGCAAAGAUGGUGAUUCUGACGUGAUCAGCAACCAAACUGCUGCGGAUGGCACCAUCAAGGGCGAGGGGCCGAGUGAGGAUGGAAGUCCUGUUAUGAACGGGCGCAUUUAG